Myotis daubentonii (Daubenton's bat) is the source of this 825-nucleotide messenger RNA. Its product is annotated as U6 snRNA-associated Sm-like protein LSm1. The coding region runs from base 141 to 518 and encodes 125 amino acids. NCBI's taxonomy places the organism in Eukaryota, Metazoa, Chordata, Mammalia, Chiroptera, Vespertilionidae. The record is from RefSeq and is a predicted model, not a curated record. The transcript has a single exon.
UGAAAGCCGGGGCAGAAGUGCGGGUCCCGGUCUGGGUCCCCGUCCCCGUCCCGCCGAGGCGGCGACCACGGUAGGAGGAAGGAGGUGUUGGACGCGCGGGCCCUUCGCCACUUUACGUUGCAGCCUUAUCUCAGCUCAGCAUGAACUAUAUGCCCGGCACCGCCAGCCUCAUCGAGGACAUCGACAAAAAGCACUUGGUCCUGCUGCGAGAUGGAAGGACACUUAUAGGCUUUUUGAGGAGCAUUGACCAAUUUGCUAAUUUAGUGCUACAUCAGACUGUGGAGCGUAUUCAUGUGGGCAAAAAAUACGGUGAUAUUCCUCGAGGGAUUUUUGUGGUCAGAGGAGAAAAUGUGGUCCUACUAGGAGAAAUAGACUUGGAAAAGGAGAGUGACACACCCUUGCAGCAAGUGUCUAUUGAAGAAAUUCUAGAAGAACAAAGGGUAGAACAGCAGACCAAGCUGGAAAACGAGAAGCUGAAGGUUCAGGCUCUUAAAGAUCGAGGUCUCUCCGUUCCUUGAGCAGACACCCUUGAUGAGUAUUAACUCUGCUCCGAGGCUAUUGCUCUUGGGGAGCAGGGGCUCUCACUGAAUGAAAAUGACAUUUUUCUUUUGGAUUCUUUCACAUGUGCAACAUGAAGAAAUCAUGUGGCUUUUCCCCCUUUUUAUUAACAAAAUCAUUGUUUAAAGAAAUAGCUGGAUGGACUCCUUUCACACAUCACUAUGGAGCCAGCAACUACUUUUCUAUGUUGCUCUUCUCAUCCCAAAUUAGAGUUUAUAGGGAAUAGUCUUCAUUUGCUUGUAAAUAAAAUACGAAUCUCAAAAAAAA